AAAAAAAAAAAAAAAAAUGUCUUUCCAGGCAGCUGCAUUUGCAUUUCUAUUUCCAGGAAAUGCCAUGACCAACUCUAUCUUGGCUACAGCAUAUAUUUCUAUAUUCCCAAACCUGUUGUUAUAUUUCGUUCCUCCUGACAUUGACACAGGUGCUUUAAAUGUUCUUGUCAGUUUUGCUGUGGGUGGUCUUCUCGGCGACGUAUUUUUACAUUUACUUCCUCAUGCCUUCUUGGGUGAACAUACCGAGGAAAAUGCAGUUAUUACCAUUGACAACCAAAAGAAUGUUCUUAUUGGCACAGGUCUCUUUGUAGGCUUAUUCUUCUUUUUCUUUAUGGACAAAAUGAUGCGUGUAGUAAACGGUGGUAGUGGACAUAGCCAUGGUCAUGACCACAGUCAUGGUCAUGAUGUUAAAGAAGUUGGAACCUCUUCAUCAGUUAAAAAUGAUAACAAUGAGAAGGAAGGUUUAAGACAAAGAAAGACAGCUGACAAGAAGGAAGAAGAACAAGACAAAAUGACAGCCAAGAAUCAACAAGGAAUCAAAUUAAGCGCGUAUUUAAAUCUUUUGGCCGAUUUCACUCACAACAUGACAGAUGGUCUUGCCAUGGCAGCAUCAUUUUAUGCCUCACCAGCUGUAGGUGCUACUACCGCUGUUGCUGUAUUCUUUCAUGAAAUUCCUCAUGAAGUAGGCGACUAUGCUAUUCUUGUUCAAUCAGGGUUUAGCAAGAAGAAGGCUAUGAUGGCACAGUUCACCACUGCUGUUGGCGCAUUUUUGGGUACAUUUAUUGGUAUCAUGAUUGAGGAAUCAUCGCUCUCGAGUGGUGUUCAAGAAAAGGCAAGCGCUAUUACUUCUACGGGCUUAUUAGGUACUGACCUUCGUGUUGGUGAUUUGGUCAUACCUUUCGCUGCUGGUGGAUUUUUGUAUAUUGCUACUGUUGGUGUCAUACCCGAACUACUCGAUGUCACAGGCAAUCUGAAAAAGGAUAGAAAGCAAGCAUUCACAGAAUUCGCUGCAAUGCUUGUUGGAUUAGGUUUAAUGUUUGUUAUUGCUUGGAAUGACAUUGCAGCAUAGCAUUGAUAUCAUCAUAUUACAUUCCCCCUUUCUCUCUUAUAUUUCAUAGAAAGAUAUUGUUACUUUGCAGCAAUUGCUUAUAAAGAGUAUAUAUAUUACACU
This is a messenger RNA of Rhizopus microsporus ATCC 52813, 1171 nucleotides long. RefSeq names its product Zinc/iron permease. Gene Ontology annotation, biological process: intracellular zinc ion homeostasis; zinc ion transmembrane transport. Gene Ontology annotation, cellular component: membrane. The coding region runs from base 17 to 1069 and encodes 350 amino acids. NCBI's taxonomy places the organism in Eukaryota, Fungi, Mucoromycota, Mucoromycetes, Mucorales, Rhizopodaceae. The transcript has 2 exons. Gene Ontology annotation, molecular function: zinc ion transmembrane transporter activity. The record is from RefSeq and is a predicted model, not a curated record.